AUGACCGUCAAAAGAACAUGGCAGCCGCCAUACCAUCUCGGUGCGAAGAUUAGCCUUAAAUCAGACUUGGGUCUGAUCCUUCUCACAACGACACUGGUGAACUUUUUGGACCUAUUCCAACUCUCCGCCGUGCUUUUUGGUCUCCCAGACAUUCAAAGCUCGCUGAACUUUACCUCCGAGGACAUUAAUUGGGUGCUUAUUGUCUACAAUAUCACUUUCGCGUCUUUCCUGCUCAUCGGUGGCCAAUUGGGUCAAAGGCAUGGCCUCGAGAGAACGUUCAUCGCUGGAACGGCGAUUCUCACCAUAUCAAACAUCAUCAACACUGCUGCUCCAAACAAAGCGGCUCUGCUUGCUGGACGGUCGAUUUCUGGAAUUGGUGCCGGGUUGACUGCCCCAAACGGACUGGCCAUCUUGAGCCGAAAAUUUGAGGACGGUGAUGCUCGUAACAAGGCGCUGGCUGUGUACACUGCCUGCGCCCCUUUGGGGUCGACCAUCGGCACCGUUGUUGGUUCUUUGCUCGCAUCUUCUCCCGCGGGCUGGAGAUCCAUCUUUUGGCUGUGUCUCAUUCUCACUGCUCUUUCAACGAUUCUCGCGUGUCUAUUCCUGCCGGAAUUCUCUCGAGAGAAUGUACCUAUCGAUGUGGCGGGGGCUGCGGUUUUCACCGCGGGAAUUGCGCUUUUGGUCUACGGUCUGAAUGACAGCUCGAGACUGGGAUGGUCAGCACCACCUGUGCUCGUUGGCAUCAUCCUGGGAGUGUGUCUGCUCGCCGCCUUCGUUGUUGUCGAGAAGAAAGUUGCCAACCCAGCCGUGCCCCAAUAUGUAUGGAAGUCUUUACCUUUCUUCCUCAUGUUGGUGGCUAUUUUCGCCUUUGGUGGAAGCUUCAGUUCUUGGUUCUUCAUCACCACACAGCUUUGUGUGAAUUUGCUUCACUAUACCCCGGUCUUGACAGCAGUUUAUUUCCUGCCCGGUGCUUUCUGCGCGAUCGUCAGCGGCGGCCUCUCAACCCCCAUGGUGAAGUUCAUCGGAGAAAAGGCCACGCUCGUAAUAGGGCUUGGAAUAACUGCUGCAGGAGGCGUUGCGUGGGCGUUUGCAACACCUGAACGGGCUGGUGGAACUGGCCAUGGACAAGGAUUUUGGUACUCGAUUGUAGUUGCCAUCAUCUUUGUCUGCGGAAGUCCAGUUGCGAUGGUACCUGCCCAGAGUAUUUUGCUUCGCCAAGUUGAGGCCGAUAACCACGCAGUGGCGAGUGCUCUCUUCAACACUGCUUACCAGGUUGGAGCGAGUGUUCUUCUGGCGGGUGCAAACGCUUUGAUCAAUGCAAAGCAGGCGAAUUUCCACGGCGUAGUCAUGGCAUCCAUGGACGGGUACAGGAAUGCGUUCUGGCUCUUGACUGGUGUUCUUGGUGGUGCGGCCCUCGUUGUGGCUGUCGGUUACUGGCCCUCUCGGGUCGAGAGCACCCCGAGAGGCAUUGAAGAAGCAAUGGUCACAGAGACCACGGAGACCACGGAGACGACGCAGACCAAAGCCUAA
Penicillium brevicompactum is the source of this 1530-nucleotide messenger RNA. RefSeq names its product Major facilitator superfamily domain general substrate transporter. Gene Ontology annotation, biological process: transmembrane transport. The record is from RefSeq and is a predicted model, not a curated record. Lineage: Eukaryota; Fungi; Ascomycota; Eurotiomycetes; Eurotiales; Aspergillaceae. Gene Ontology annotation, cellular component: membrane. Gene Ontology annotation, molecular function: transmembrane transporter activity. Bases 1 to 1530 code for a protein of 509 amino acids. The transcript has 4 exons.